This is a messenger RNA of Pelecanus crispus (Dalmatian pelican), 522 nucleotides long. The record is from RefSeq and is a predicted model, not a curated record. Lineage: Eukaryota; Metazoa; Chordata; Aves; Pelecaniformes; Pelecanidae.
GGACGUGCAGACGGUUGCCCAGAGACUGAAGUUCAGGCUGAAUCUCUACGAGCUGAAGGAAGGCAGGCAGAUCAAACCUCAGACUUUUAUGAGCAUGGUUUCCAAUCUGCUCUAUGAGAGACGGUUUGGACCUUACUACACAGAACCAGUCAUUGCCGGGCUGGACCCCGUAACACACGAACCUUUCAUCUGCUCUCUAGACCUGAUCGGCUGCCCAAUGAUAACCGAUGACUUCGUGGUCAGCGGCACCUGCUCCGAGCAGAUGUACGGCAUGUGUGAGUCCCUGUGGGAGCCCGACAUGGAACCCGAUCACCUCUUUGAAACGAUCUCGCAGGCCAUGUUGAAUGCAGUGGAUAGAGAUGCCAUAUCUGGAAUGGGCGUGGUAGUACACAUAAUUGAAAAAGACAAGAUCACCACCAGGACCCUGAAAGCCCGCAUGGACUAGCCCAGCACAUCUGCUCAUGUGUUUCACAUCCCAGUCUGCUUGGAACUUUUUUAAAUAAAACCCUCUAUUGUAGUGAA